AAUUCUGAAAUUAGCACCCGACUCGAGCUCGGUUUCAAUGUUGGCCACGACACCUGUUCAUGGACUCAGGUACGUGGUCAUGCCCACACGCUCAUGGCUUCAUAGGUUUCGUUGCUGCUCCUCUUCUCUCGCUCCUCUCUCUCCUUCUGAAUUCUCCGGCGGUAAUAAAACCCAGAAGAAGCUGAACGACGAGAACAACAUCAACGGAAGCAAUGAGAAAACGGCGCCGUAUUAUCCCAAACGAGGGCAAACAGUGGAGCUUGUGUGCGAGAGUUUAGGAUUCAAAGGCAAAGGAAUCUGCAAAGUUGAUGGAACUGGCUUCGUCGUUAUGUGUGACCGAGCUCUUCCCGGUGAACGUUUUCUCGGCCGUAUCACUCGCCGCAAAGGCAGCUAUGCUGAGGUGACAAAAAUCAAGACGAUAUCUCCACAUAAGGACUUAGUAGAAGCUCCAUGUGAGUAUGCAUCUUACUGUGGUGGUUGCAAAAGUCAGAAUCUCUCUUAUGAAGCUCAGCUUAGAGCUAAAGAAGAGCAAGUUCAUGAACUUAUCAGACAUGUUGGAAGGUUUUCUGAUAACAAUCCUGGCCUUGAGAUUGUGUUAAAGCCUAUUGUUGCUUGUGAUAUCCAAUUCAAUUAUCGGAAUAAGAUGGAGUUUUCAUUUGGUCCACAAAGAUGGCUUCCGAUUGAAAUGUUGCACGAGAAAGAAGAUGGUCCUAAGAACUUUGCAUUGGGGUUACACGCACCUGGAUUUUUUGACAAGGUUUUAAAUGUCGAUAAGUGCUUACUACAGAGCGAGCCAGGAAACUUGGUUCUUGCUGCUGUUCAAGAUUGCUGGAGAGAUCCCGAAUUAAGUCUUUCACCAUAUAAUUGUCGUUCACAUGUUGGAUUUCUUAAACAUUUGAUGCUGAGAACUGGAAGGAAUGUGGAGACUGGUUCACAAGAACUUAUGGUCAAUUUUGUGACAUCGUCUUAUAAGCCAGAGCUUUUGAAGCCCCUGGUUGAUAGGAUUUCAUCAAUUCCUCAAGUGGUAAGCAUCAUGAAUAAUGUAAAUUCUUCGAUAGGAAAUACAUCCGUUGGCGAAAAGGAAUACACUCUUUACGGGAAAGAUACAAUCACAGAGGUCUUAAGAGGCCUUACAUUUCAAAUUUCAGCCAACUCUUUCUUUCAGACUAACACUCAUCAGGCUGAAGUUUUAUAUAAGCUUAUUGAGGAAUCCGCUGGACUUAAAGGAGAUGGCUCAGAAGUCGUGCUCGAUCUUUUCUGUGGAACUGGUACCAUAGGUCUUACACUUGCCAAAAGGGCGAAACACGUAUAUGGUUAUGAAGUUGUCCCACAAGCAAUAACAGAUGCACACAAGAAUGCCCAAAUAAACGGGAUAGAGAAUGCAACGUUCAUCCAAGGGGAUCUAAACAAAAUAGGAGAAGAUUUUGGGAACAAUUUCCCUAAGCCUGAUAUCGUUAUUUCUGAUCCUAAUCGACCUGGUAUGCACAUGAAGUUGAUCAAGUUUCUGCUAAAGCUUAAAUCUCCACGGAUCAUUUAUGUUUCCUGUAAUCCUGCAACAUGCGCUAGGGAUCUCGAUUACCUCUGUCACGGCGUGGAGGAGAAGAAUCUAAAGGGUUGCUACAAACUUAUGAGUGUGCAGCCAGUGGAUAUGUUCCCUCACACUCCUCACAUCGAAUGUGUCUGUUUGCUAGAGCUUGCUUGAUCUCUCUUGGCUGCUUCAUUUGGUCUCUAAUGAGAUGAGAGACAAAAGAAAACAGUGAUUUUACA
Arabidopsis arenosa is the source of this 1767-nucleotide messenger RNA. NCBI's taxonomy places the organism in Eukaryota, Viridiplantae, Streptophyta, Magnoliopsida, Brassicales, Brassicaceae. The record is from the annotation of a GenBank genome assembly.